Physcomitrium patens is the source of this 1689-nucleotide messenger RNA. RefSeq lists its product as uncharacterized. The record is from RefSeq and is a predicted model, not a curated record. Gene Ontology annotation, molecular function: phospholipid binding; lipid-A-disaccharide synthase activity. Lineage: Eukaryota; Viridiplantae; Streptophyta; Bryopsida; Funariales; Funariaceae. Gene Ontology annotation, biological process: lipid A biosynthetic process.
GACACAGCUUCAUUAGCAAAAGCAACAUCGUGAACUCAGGACGCGAAGUCACAAUCCUUCUUCUGAAGAAGCUGAGUAGAUAGCUUCAAAGAUGCCAAGGGGAGGCUUAAAAGAGGAGCAAUUGAGUAAGGAAGGGUCACGGUAUUUCAGCUACAGAGACCCUGAAGACUUUUCUUUCGAUUUCACAAAGUCUAGACCAUGGACAGAGAAUGGUCGCAUCGAAAGACAUGUGCCUUGCGGUGUAUGGAAGUCUCCGAUGUAUCUCAAUCCAAGCGUGUACCCCAACAGGAAUGUGCUGCGGUUUCCAACACGACCGCAGACUGGCAAAAAUGUGCGGUGGGGGGAAUUCAAAGGAAAACCCCAAUUUGUUGAGAAGUGUGUCGAUUCCCUGGAGAAAACUUUCGAUGCUCGUGAUAAAUUUGCCACCCGACGCCCGCCACAGUACACAAUUAAGCCACAGAAAGUUGACAAGCCUGGCCCUUGUUUUCAUCGGGCGUUGCACAAAGCUGUUGCUUCGGGAGAUAAAAACCACAUUUGCAGAAUCGUAGAUCCAGAGGGCCGAAUCUAUAGGAAGAAAGGAGGGCACUGGCUGUGCAGAAAAUGGACGGAGCGAUCGCAGCCUCGCGAUCUUGUCAAUCACACCAUAAAAGAAUGGGAGGACAUGUUGAAGGACGAGGCUGUCAGAGAAGCCAGAGCAGAGGCCAAGUUCCAGAAGCUGAUGCGAGACGUUUUUAGUGGCAUGAAAGGGAAGAGCGGUGUGAUGAAGGACAUGACUGGGUUGCUCACUCGUGAAAAACACAACCAUGACGACAAACAAGCGGCCAUGUUCAAGCAGUGGGAGCAACACGUGUUUCACAAUAUCCAGAAUCAGAUCGCCAAAAAGCUCGAGAAAUUCACACCCGACCAAAUAUCCAAAAAACUUCGUUACCAGCAGAUGCGGUACGCCAAGGCAGUUGACGAAAGGAGAAUUUUCCGAGACAUCGUAAACGAAAAAUAUGAUCCUUUUGAGUUGGAGCAUGCUGGGGUUCACUACAACACCAAAACGCUUCUGGACCCCAUGAAGCAUGACUUGGGAAAGGAGAAGAGGGAAAAAGGAUUUUUUGGUGAGCCUGUUUUCCACCAGGCGCGUACCAAGGAAACCUUAGAUCCAUUCUACUGGACUUACGAUCAAUUCCGGACUACAGUGCAUGGUCAUUUAAAUGCCGAUGACGAAGACUUUACAUAUAAGACAAGAGAAAUGAAUCUGAAAAAUGGCAUUCCAAACCCGUACCUUGGAAUGGUACAUGGGGUGACGAACACUGGAAUGAAGCAUUCCCGCUGAGAGGAAAAUGUCUCUACGUGCCAAGACCACUAGACGGCUGCGAGAGGAAUUGGCGAAUUGGAAAGGGUCAAGUGAAAGAGAGUCCAGUGAAAAACUACCCCAAACUCCAAAUUUCAACGGGGGGCACUUCGUUCUAAUUCCCUGUCCAGCUUUCUGAUGCCACUUAACAUACACGAAUUUGAAUGGGCAGAGAUAGACAAACUCUAUUCUCCUAGAAUGCACCAAGAAAAGUCAUGUAUCCAGCAAGUAUUUCAGCGAAGUACAUCUUUUAAUCUAGAUUAGGUUAGAUUAGAUAACGUAAGGUAAUUGAACGGAAUUGUAGUGAAGGUGAAUUUAAUUCAAGAGCAAAUAUAAUUGAAACAUGUCAA